UUAAAUAGAAAAGAUGAUGUUUUCCAUUCUUUUACUGAUUUUUGUUCCAAAAUCAGAAGCUAAAACGGGUUCCUUGUUAACUGGUACUUAUGAUCCGAACUCUACGGCUUUGAUCAAUGAAAGACGUGACAUUCAGGAAAUCGACGUUCUUCGGCAGAUCAUCAACCAGGAAACUCUCAUCUGUUUAGCCGUGGUCAAGGAUGUAAAGGCAGUAGUGGACGAUGUCAGUUCUGUGAAGCGAAGCAUGGAGUCUACGGUAACGAUUGUCUCCUCUCUACAGCCGGCGCUAAAUACAUUGAAAAGGCAGGUUGACUUCUUAAUUCGGGACAAUACUUUAGCGCAGAAUGUAAAAUCAUUGAAAAGCCAUGUAGAUAUUCUGUUAAUUCAGGACAAGAUUUCAGCACAGAAGAUAGAAAAUUUGGAAAGACGAGUUGAUACUCUAAGUAAGGAUAACGCUUUACAGCAGACGGUAGACACAUUGAAAACACGGGUUAAUUCUUUGAGUCGGAAACAGAGAAGAAAAAACAAGAAGAUUGUAAUGAUUUGUGAGAAAACGAUUCAAGAAACUGAGCAGAAGUUUAAUAGAAACAUAGCCGAAAUUUACGAACUUCUAAAAAACAGAACAUUGCAAAUCGUUAAGAAAGGUUCAAAAAUAACGGAUUGCAAGGACCACUAUCUACAAGGACAAACACAGUCUGGUGUUUAUGAAAUAUAUCCCUUUCAUAACGAGUCCCAGGUUAGCGUGUACUGUGAUAUGGAGACUGAGGGCGGAGGGUGGACAGCAAUCCAGAAACGGGUGAGUGGAUCCGUGAGUUUUAACAGAACGUGGGCGGAGUACAAGAAUGGGUUUGGAACCCCUAAUGACUCUUACUGGAUUGGAAAUGACGUCAUUCACCAGCUUACCAAGAGAAGCAACUCAUCCCUCUACGUCUCUAUAACAUUACAAAAUGGCCGACCUUUAUACGAAUUUUAUCUUCAGUUUUCCGUGUCUGAUGAAAAAGACAACUACAAACUUUUUCUUGGAGGGCCUGCUACCGGAACCUUGGGUGACAGUAUGUUAGACACUGGUUAUCCCAAUUACAGUGAUCUGUCUGGGAUGUCGUUUAGUUCACCAGACAAGGAUAACGACAGAUGGAGUGGUAACUGUGCUGCUUUUUAUGGGAAAGGAGGGGGCUGGUGGUUUAACAGGUGUCACGGGGCCUUUCUUAACGGUCCCUGGUCCUCGGCAUACUGGUACAGAGCUUGGUAUCCUACUAUUCAGCGUGAAUCAAUGGUGACAGAGACAAUGAUGUUAAUAAGACGUCACUAGCAAAGCAAACAUAGACCUCUGAAAACAUCAAAGAUGGGAACAAGAGCCAUUGAGGAAUUUUUGUGACUUUUUAGAAUCAUUACUUUUUUAUCUUCACAUUUCACGGAAAAGUUGAAUUGGUUUGUCAUUCGAUGAGUACAGGUCCCAAACCAACCAAAAAAAAAAACAGAGACGAUGUGGGAAAAUGAAUCUGUCUUUUAAAUUUGGCUCAAAUGAAUUUGUUAGCGAAUGCGUACUAUUUUGCGAUAGAAAAUGGAAGGCAAUGAUACAUUUACCAAGGCGUUCAGUAUUCAUUCAUUCCUUACCAAAUAUUGUCGAAAAAAAACAUACACAUGGACAUGUAUUACUUAAGAAUUUUGUAUUGUUUAUUUCAUCUUGAUUUGAAUGCUUUCACAUGUAUUUUAUAGAAUUAAUGAAUGUAUAAAUGAA
Messenger RNA from Saccostrea echinata, 1738 nucleotides. RefSeq names its product fibrinogen-like protein 1. NCBI's taxonomy places the organism in Eukaryota, Metazoa, Mollusca, Bivalvia, Ostreida, Ostreidae. The record is from RefSeq and is a predicted model, not a curated record. The transcript has 6 exons. Bases 14 to 1309 code for a protein of 431 amino acids.